AUGCUUGUGCCAGCGUCUGCAAUAUACGGUUGGGUCCUGUUGGCGGCAAUCCAUGGCUUAAACGUCGAUGCCCUUGCUAUCAGGCGGCAUGAUGACAUUCAGCGUAUGGCCAAGUCACCACAGAUUACACAGCCUGCCACUGUGUUGCAGCGGAAAGACAGUGUCUGCGGCAUCGACAUGAAGCUGUGUCCGGCAAGCUUGGGUGGAAACUGCUGCCCGGAAAGCUAUGAGUGCGCGUCAGAUGGCUGCUACUCGACAACGAGCAGCACCGAGACUGCAUCCGCCUCAUCAUCCAUCUACUCAUGCCCGACCGGUCAACACCCAUGUCUGUCGUCUGUUGGAUAUGGGUGCUGUCCGGAUGGGCUGGAUGGUCGAACCAAUGACGACAAUGACAGCCAAGCAGCUGACUCAACGCCGACUUCUGUCCCGAAGUAUGUGCCCUCGUCGACUGCGACAGACGGCGAUGAUGACGGGGAUGAGAGUCUCUCGACAACUCAGCUGGGAGGCAUCAUCGGAGGGGCCAUCGCCCUGCUCGCGUUGGUGAUUGCGGCGGCUUGUGUCAUGAUCCGCCACAUCGAUAAGCUGGCCGCGCAAAUGUCUCGGAAGUCCAAUUCGUCUCGUUCCAGAACGGCAACCAAGCAGACGAGCUUAUCGAGUCUGAGCAGCAGGAGCUCACGGACAGACUCGACCAACACGUCGACACGGCGCUCACGAACUCGUCGAAAGGCCAGGUCUACGGACCGCCGUCAUCGGCAGCGUCGCAAUGGGGUUAUCGCGACAAGAGCUGGCGAUCUUUUGAUACAAGGAGCGCAUGGGAGGCAAGAAAGCUCUCGGGCCAUUCCGCUACAAGUUCUGACACGGAAUGCCAACGGUGGCGGCGCUGUCGUGCCGGAUCCAAGGCAUACGGACGUCGUAUCGCCCACAGCUAUCAACGAUGUGUCACCGAGGCAGCUCAGCUCUCCAUCGCCGCUCAGCAUGAUGUCGACAGAGCUUGAGGCAAGCUCGCUUGCGCAAGAAUUGGCUGGAACGUCAAACGCAGCCACUCUGGCGGCAGACUCGCUGAUACACAAUGCGCGGGACGUCCCCCCCACCGACCUUCCGAGGGUGGCCACGCGUCCGCCGCUCGCCUAUCAAUGGAUGAGGAGCAUAGGCUUGCUCCGGGAGUCAGAGGUUACUUCUCCUGAUGAUUAUCGAAUUGAGGAGGAAUCACAUGGAUUCUACGGAUCCAGGGACCAUGUGGCCGGUCGAACUGGGCUUGGAAUCAACUAUACGGAAGUGAGAGGAGGUAGGCCCGGGCACUUCUUUUGCCCUAUGUCGAAGAGGACUUAUGGAAGUGUAUGA
This is a messenger RNA of Trichoderma citrinoviride, 1341 nucleotides long. RefSeq lists its product as hypothetical. The coding region runs from base 1 to 1341 and encodes 446 amino acids. NCBI's taxonomy places the organism in Eukaryota, Fungi, Ascomycota, Sordariomycetes, Hypocreales, Hypocreaceae. The transcript has a single exon. The record is from RefSeq and is a predicted model, not a curated record.